Molecule: messenger RNA, 6154 nt
Organism: Scomber scombrus (Atlantic mackerel)
Lineage: Eukaryota; Metazoa; Chordata; Actinopteri; Scombriformes; Scombridae
Gene: adgrl2a
Product: adhesion G protein-coupled receptor L2a
Exons: 24
Coding region: 4-4431 (1475 amino acids)
Biological process (GO): adenylate cyclase-activating G protein-coupled receptor signaling pathway; cell surface receptor signaling pathway; brain development
Cellular component (GO): neuron projection; membrane
Molecular function (GO): carbohydrate binding; G protein-coupled receptor activity
Source: RefSeq, a predicted model, not a curated record
ACCAUGGCAUGCUCCCUGUGGAAACUACACACCUUCUGCUGGUUUAUCAUCACACUAGCUCAAGUACACUCCACACAGGGGUUUAGUCGGGCAGCUCUGCCAUUUGGCUUAGUACGGAGAGAGCUAUCUUGUGAGGGUUACCCCAUCGAUCUGCGGUGUCCAGGAAGUGAUGUCAUAAUGAUUGAAAGUGCAAACUAUGGCCGAACAGAUGACAAGAUCUGCGACGCUGACCCUUUCCAGAUGGAGAACAUCAACUGCUAUCUUCCAGAUGCCUACAAGAUAAUGUCACAAAGAUGCAACAAUCGGACCCAGUGCAUUGUGAUCACGGGUUCUGAUGUCUUCCCUGACCCCUGCCCAGGGACUUACAAGUACCUGGAGGUCCAGUAUGAGUGUGUGCCCUACAUGGAGCAAAAAGUUUUUCUUUGUCCUGGGACUCUGAAAGCUGUCGGUGAUCCUUCCUUUCUAUUUGAAGCGGAGCAACAAGCUGGUGCCUGGUGCAAAGACCCACUGCAAGCUGGCGACAAAAUCUAUUUUAUGCCUUGGACUCCUUAUAGGACAGACACUCUCAUUGAGUAUUCCUCCCUCGAUGACUUCCAAAAUGCCCGACAAACCGUCACCUACAAGCUGCCCCACCGGGUGGAUGGGACUGGAUUCGUAGUCUACGACGGGGCUGUGUUUUUCAACAAGGAGCGUACCCGCAACAUUGUGAAGUUUGACCUGCGAACUCGAAUCAAAAGUGGGGAAGCAAUCAUCAAUAAUGCCAACUACCACGACACCUCGCCCUACAAGUGGGGUGGUAAAACCGACAUUGACCUGGCCGUAGAUGAGAACGGGCUGUGGGUGAUCUACGCCACAGAGCAGAACAAUGGCAUGAUGGUAAUCAGCCAGUUGAACCCCUACACGCUACGUUUUGAGGCUACCUGGGACACGGCCUAUGAUAAGCGCUCGGCCUCCAAUGCCUUCAUGGUCUGUGGAGUACUGUAUGUGGUCCGCUCCACCUAUGAAGACAAUGAGAGUGAAGUCAGCAAGAGCCUGAUCGAUUACAUUUACAAUACCAAACAGAACCGUGGGGAAUAUGUUGAUAUCCACUUUCCCAACCAGUACCAGUACAUUGCAGCUGUGGAUUACAAUCCGCGAGAUAACCAGCUCUAUGUGUGGAAUAAUUUUUACAUCCUGAGAUAUAAUCUGGUGUUCGGUCCUCCUGAUCCAGCUCAUGCUCCGCCACUGUCAGAAGCCACUGUGUCCCCUCAGCCUCUGAGAACUACAACCACCACCACAACAACCACAGUGCACUGGGGUGUGGCCAACACUACCACCACAACAGGGCUCAAGGAGGGCAACAAGGGAGCACCCAAGCCACCUCCUGUGAUUCCAAUGACUACUUCCCCUCCGCCCCUGGAGUCCUUCCCUUUACCCGAGCGCUUCUGCGAGGCCAUUGAGAGAAGAGAUAUAAUGUGGCCUCAGACCCAGAGGGGCAUGCUUGUAGAGCGACCUUGCCCCAAGGGAACACGAGGCACAGCCUCUUAUUUAUGUGUCCUUUCCACUGGGGCUUGGCACCCGAAGGGCCCUGAUCUCAGCAACUGUACAUCCCACUGGGUCAACCAAGUAGCCCAGAAGAUCCGCAGUGGUGAAAAUGCAGCUAACCUGGCCAACGAGUUAGCCAAGCACACCAAAGGACCCAUCUUUGCCGGGGACGUCAGCUCCUCGGUACGUCUGAUGGAGCAGCUGGUGGACAUCCUGGAUGCUCAGCUGCAGGAGCUCAGACCCAGUGAAAAGGAUUCUGCAGGACGAAGCUUCAACAAGCUUCAAAAACGAGAAAGGACAUGCAGGGCAUACAUGAAGGCCAUUGUGGACACGGUAGAUAACCUUCUGCGACCAGAGGCUUUAAAGUCUUGGCAAGACAUGAACAGCACAGAGCAAACACACGCCGCCACCAUGUUACUAGAUACUUUGGAGGAAGGGGCCUUUGUCCUUGCCGACAACCUCAUGGAACCUGCCAUUGUCAAAGUUCCUGCAGACAAUAUUAUCCUGGAUGUGUAUGUAUUCAGCACGGAUGGCCAGGUCCAGGAUUUUAAAUUUCCACAAUCCAGCAAGGGCGGUAUCUCAAUCCAGCUCUCGGCCAAUACCGUCAAGCUCAACAGUCGGAAUGGAGUUGCCAAGCUGGUGUUUGUGCUUUACAAAAACCUAGGUCAAUUUCUCAGUACAGAAAAUGCCACCAUCAAGAUGGCCAAUGAGGCUUACGGCCGUAACGUGUCAGUGGCCGUCAAUUCUGACAUCAUCGCUGCCUCGAUCAACAAAGAAUCCAGCCGUGUGUUCAUUAAUGACCCGGUGAUUUUUACCCUGGAGCACAUUGAUAUGGAGAACUACUUCAACUCCAAUUGCUCCUUCUGGAAUUACUCUGAGAGGAGUAUGAUGGGCUACUGGUCCACCCAAGGCUGCAAACUCCUGGACUCCAAUAAAACACACACCACCUGCUCCUGCAGCCAUCUCACCAACUUUGCCAUCCUUAUGGCGCACCGUGAAAUCUCAGUUAACGACAGAGUGCACGAGCUGCUCCUGACUGUCAUCACUCGUGUUGGGAUUGUGGUGUCCCUCGUCUGCCUCACUAUCAGUAUCUUCACUUUCUGCUUCUUCCGGGGCCUCCAGAGCGAUCGCAACACCAUCCACAAGAACUUGUGCAUCAAUCUCUUCAUUGCCGAGUUAAUAUUCUUAAUUGGUAUCGAUAUGACGGAACCUAGGAUUGGAUGCGCCAUCAUUGCGGGGAUCCUUCAUUUCUUCUUCCUGGCUUCCUUCUCCUGGAUGUGUCUUGAGGGGGUCCAGCUGUACCUCAUGCUUGUGGAGGUCUUUGAAAGUGAAUACUCGCGCAAAAAAUACUACUACGUGUCUGGUUAUCUCUUUCCUGCCAUUGUGGUCGGCGUCUCCGCAGCUAUUGACUACAGGAGCUACGGGACCAAGAAAGCGUGCUGGCUAAGUGUGGAUAAUCAUUUCAUAUGGAGUUUUAUAGGACCUGUCACCUUUAUCAUCAUGCUCAAUCUCAUCUUCCUGGUCAUCACAAUGUACAAAAUGGUGAAGCACUCUACCACCCUGAAACCAGACUCUAGCCGAAUGGAGAAUAUAAAAUCCUGGGUCAUGGGUGCCUUUGCUCUACUGUGUCUGCUGGGUCUGACGUGGUCCUUUGGCCUCUUCUUCAUCAACGAAGCCUCGAUUGUCAUGGCGUACCUCUUCACCAUUUUCAACACCUUCCAAGGAAUGUUUAUCUUCAUCUUCCAUUGCCUUCUCCAGAAAAAAGUCCGCAAAGAGUACAGCAAGUGCUUCCGCCACACGUACUGCUGCGGAGGGCUGCCAACUGAGAGCUCACACGGUUCUGCAAAGACUUCCACCACACGGACCAGUGCACGCUACUCCUCUGGUACACAGAGUCGUAUCAGGAGAAUGUGGAAUGACACCGUAAGAAAGCAAUCUGAGUCCUCCUUUAUCUCAGGUGACAUCAACAGCACCUCAACCCUUAACCAAGGAAUGACCGGGAAUUAUCUACUAACAAAUCCUCUUCUUCGACCACAAGGCACUAACAACCCUUAUAACACCUUACUGGCUGAGACAGUCGUAUGUAACACCCCCACGGCUCCAGUGUUUAACUCGCCAGUGACCUACAGAGAGACAAGGCACUCACUGAACAAUGCGGUGAGGGAUACAAGUGCAAUGGAUACUCUACCGCUAAAUGGUAACUUUAACAAUAGCUACUCGCUCCGCAAUGGGGACUUUGGCGACAGUGUGCAGGUAGUAGACUGUGGCCUCAGUCUGGACGAUGCUGCCUUCGAGAAAAUGAUAAUCUCUGAGCUAGUACACAACAACCUGCGUGCCUGUAACAAAAGCCACCACGCGGAGCGGGCUCCGCCCAAGGUGACAAUGGUAGGUGGCAGCAGCAGUGAAGAUGACGCUAUCGUAGCAGACGCUUCCUCUUUGGUGCACAUGGGUGACACAGUGGGCCUCGAGCUGCACCAUCAGCAGGAGCUAGAGGCACCGCUCAUCCCCCAGCGGACUCACUCGCUUCUGUACGCACCCCAGAAGAAAGUGAGGACCGAUGGGGGAGUUGAUACCUUUGUCAGCCAGCUGACACCCACCAACCCUAAUGAUAGUCUGCAGUCGCCAAACAGAGACUCCUUGUACACUAGUAUGCCUAAUCUGAGGGACUCUCCAUUGCCCGAGAGCAGCCCCGAUGUGGUGGAGGACCUGUCCCCCUCCAAGAGGAGCGAGAAUGAGGACGUUUACUACAAGAGCAUGCCUAACUUAGGAGCUGGCCAUCAGCUCCAGGCCUAUUACCAGAUAGGCCGAGGGAACAGUGAUGGUUACAUUAUUCCUAUUACUAAAGAGGGCUGCAUCCCUGAAGGCGAUGUGCGGGAAGGACAGAUGCAGUUAGUCACAAGCCUUUAAAUGUAUUUAAAUCAUCCCCAAACCUCUUCCUGCUCUUUUGCAGCCAUGACCUCUUGGAGGACACACUAGUGAAAGGAAAGGAAGUCUUUGUUUUAUUUUUGAAGAGAGCCUAGAAGCCCCAUCAUACACACUAGCCAUUUACAAACCUCCCCUCCCCCAUCUGCAUUGCCAUCUCCUUUACCCCCAAACAUGCCACUCCUUCUACCUUCCCCACAGACCAACAGACUUGGUGCACAGCAAUGGCAGUGCAACGUUUUAAUGAGACUGUACAUAAAAUGCAGAGUCAAAUUUCAAUUUUAAGAGACAAGCCAACUAUGUAUUUAAAUGUGCUGCUGCUGUUGAAUAAUUGAGAACAAUUUAAGGUACGAAAAUAAUGAAAAAAAGAAAAAAAAGAAAAAAAAAGAAACAUUACUGGCUACAUCAGAUCAGCAAUUUCCCAGUCAAAAGGUUGUACAUACACUCCCCGACAUCCUUGUUGAAGCCUGUUUUUUUUUAUUGUGAACAAAACAAUACCCCUAGACCAGGACAUGGACUCCAUUUGUAAAAUGUUCCUGUGCAGACUGUUUGAAAAGGAAUAUAAGGUCCUGGUCACUCUCCAUCACCAUGAAGUUUGGAUUGUAUUACCACUAGCAAUCAAGCCCCUGGCCUUAUAUUUUCUCAACUGUACAUUGAACUGUUGUCAAGGAAAAUGGCUAAAAUAUAUAUUUUGUUGUAUUGCUAGUGUAAAAUAAAAAUUAAUGGGAAACCGUAAAUAUGAAGAAACCUUUUAAUUGCAAAAUUUAACGUUUGAGAGACUAUUGUGUAGAAGUUGCACAUAUGUUAUACAGUGUCUUUAUGGUUCCAGCACUUCAUUCAUGGUAGUUAGUUUGAAUGUAAAGGCUCAUGAAAAGAAAGGAGGAUUCGACAAAUUACAAAGAUUAAUUAUCACAUUUUCCACCUGUGAACAGUGUUUUUGCUUAAUGAGUUCCAUUGAUAUCGCCCAUAGAAAUAUGUUUAUUUGAUUUUGCCACAGUGGCAUUACUUAGUAGAAUGGGAAUGCAAAAACCCAGUUAAAGUGAUUUAUGCAUUGCACAGUUUUUUUGUGUAAUUCUGAAUGAAAUAGAUCUUUUUAACAGUCAUGGCAGGGUCAGGGCGAUGGGCAAAUGCAACUGAAAUUAAACCAACUUUUGACAAUAAAGUUUCUAUCAUAAAUGUAGUUCUUCCGCCUGGGUUUGGACAUUUUAUUUAUUAAAAUCUUUCCAAAAAAUAAAUGGGAAAUGUGUGAAUAUUUUCCAGCACUGGUAUACAUGCUGUACUGUAGCUCAUGUUUUUUAUGUAAACAUGUUACCAAGGGGCUCAUCACUUAAGACUGAUGUAAAGUUCAACACUUGUUUAACAAAUGAAAUAAAUGUGAGAUUUUUUGUCAAAUGCCAGUUGCUUUUUAAUGGUUUGUGUUUUUGGUACUAUUUGGGAAAAACGCUUUAAUUGUUUUGGUAUGGACAAAAUACACUUUUGACUCAGGUUAUAAAGUAAGUCCCGAGCACCUUAAAAGGUAAUUUGGUGAAUUUGUUUUCUAUGGGAUUUAUUUGCUUUUUUGUUCUGCUUUUUCUUCAAUCACUGCAGUGUAGAGAGCUCAUUUCACCGUAUGUGUUAGAGAAGCCAAAUCUUUCCAUGUGAUUCAAAGAUGAGAAACUCAGGUAGGAAAAUUGCAUUGUAAAUGUUCCUCUGUGUGGUUGUAACACUA